This is a messenger RNA of Rhopilema esculentum, 7327 nucleotides long. NCBI's taxonomy places the organism in Eukaryota, Metazoa, Cnidaria, Scyphozoa, Rhizostomeae, Rhizostomatidae. The record is from RefSeq and is a predicted model, not a curated record.
CACUGUAAAUUGCUCAAAACAGCAUUUCAUCUCCGCUUUGCAUGAAAAUACAAAAAUUUCUGCGAUAAACAGUCGUAAACAGUGACACGCAAGUGCCUGAAAAGCCUUUAUUUAAAUCGGUUGCAAAAGUGUCACUUUUCGCUAAAGUUAAGGACAAUAAUGAUCUUUUGGUUACCUAAACGUGAUCUUGCCAAAGUUUAUUUAAAUUCAUUAUGUGGCGCUUAAAAGUAGCCUGCUGCAAAAGUUUUUGACUGAUUUUAACAAGGGUUUUCAAAGCUUCCAGACUGUCCAAUGAUGAAUUUACUUUUCUGAUUUUUUAAAAGAACAUUUUUAUCAAAAUUAAAAUAAAAAAUGUUGCUAAUGGUUUGAAGUUGUUGUGUGAUUGAGUUUUAAUCGUGGAAUAACGCCUAAUCGUUUCACAAAAGUGGUUUGAAUUCCGAAGGGCACAUUGUUCACAACGCUGACGCCAGUAUUCAUUUUUCGAAGUGUGGUGCAAUAAUUUUGCUCACCUGAUGUAAAACAAACCCUUUCCGGCAUCUCCCAACAACCUCGUUUAAAGUUGAGAUUGUUUGGUUCCGAGAUCUUCGCUCACUUCCGUGAACCAACAAGUUCCUACUCCUACUUACAGUAUGCAUGUAUAAUCAUUUCAUUUACGUUUUAUAAUUCCGAGACGCGUUAUGGCGGGGAAGUUUAUUUCAAAAUUACGAGGAUUGCCCAAGGCAGCUGUUGAACCGAGUGAAUUGGACAAGAGAAGUUUAAACCCAGUUCUCAAGGCGUUUCUUGAGGGUGUGCAUGAUGAUGACUGUGAUCUGAACAGAUUGAAGGGAAUGUGGCACAUACUGUGUAAGAUUUGGGGCUACAUUACGAGUUUCUGGAAAGAAAAUAUAGUGAUAACAACUAAAAGAGAGGCUAUCCUGCCAGGUGACUUACUGUCGUUUUUAGAUCUCUGUGAUCCUAUUGAUUAUAGGAAGCACCCGUUUAUUUCCUCGUUUGAAAGUGAUAUUUGCUUUCCAAAACCAACAGGGAUUAACAUCAACAUGAUGCCUUUCGUUAUGAAUAAAAAAUUUGAGGAUUGCUGCCUUCCGAGCAAUCUUGAACGUUACUGGUCACUAUUUAUUUCAAGGUGUCUUUUGGAUAAAGAGGAAAAGGGAAAGAUUGGGUAUCUUACUAUACAUGAAAGUGAUGUCAAAGCAAACUGCUCUCAAAGAAGACCUGGUCUUCACACAGAAAGACCAGGCAAACUUAAGGUAAGAAAAUCAAAAGAUCUUGUGGAUGAGGAAACAGAUUCAGGAAGAGGGGAUUCAUUUGUGAAAGAAGAUCAAAUAUACCAUAAUUGGGGUCUAGGGUUGUGGAGGAAAGGUCAUAAUGCAUUUGAGAUAAAAGGUGGAAUAUUCAUGGCCUCAAAUGUUAAAGAUUCUUGUCGCAUUUGGGACUGUCAGAUAAGUGAUGACCGUCUAAUUGGGAAGCUUGGUGACAUUGAGUAUCUUAGAGAAUUCUUACCAAACAGUGAAGUAAUGAAAGAAAAUCAUUUAUAUUGGCUGACUGACCGUACCCCUCAUGAGUCACUAUGCCUAAAAAAAGGAAAAUACAGACAGUACUUUCGUUUGGUUACGAGUCAGGUUUCAAUCUGGUUUGAAGAGCAUUCAACAAAAAAUCCACUUGGUGUUGUCCCUGAUCCAAAGAUUACUAAAAUUGUUGGAGGGUCAAAAUUUGAUGAAGGUAGUUUAUAUUUUGUCAAUGACAUCAACAAAAAUAACAAUGAAAGCAUGGAUGAAAAUUGAUUCAAGUUGUAAGCCAGGGACAUCAUGCUCUGUCCAAUUUGGAUAUUUCUAAAAAGGGUAGUACCAAUAUAUAGUUGAAAAUUCAUCCAAACAAGGCAAGCAAAUAUUCACUUAUCAGGGAAAAGGCUGAUCUCCUUCUUCCUUCCCAUGAUGCUGCUGAUCUUAGCAACAAAAGUUAUUUGAAUGACUUGCUGGUCUUCAUUUUGCAUAUAAGUAUAAUGAAUUUUUAAAAAGCAUGUCAAUUGAAAUUAAUGUUAACUUGUACAUAAUUUGGGAAUGCUGAUUUGAAGUAAUGUGCAAGCAGAGUAAUUAUUUGAAUAAGCCAUUUCAUAAAUCAAUGCUUAAAUUGGGAAAGGGCUAAUUUCUGGUUUAUUCCAAACUUGGUCUUCUUUAUGGGGCCUUUUUGAUAAGCUGAAUAUAUUUCAGAAAUAAUUUUCUUGCAACAUGUGUUUGCUAAAGAGCACUACAAAUGUAGUUUUGAUAAUCAAGUCUAGUUAAUUUUUUUCCCAACCUUAUGAUAAAUUGGUUUGUUUUCAAAAUUGGACAGCACAAUGGUGGGUCGUUUUCCAGAUGUGAGUCAUUUUCAAAACUCAAUGUUAAAGGAAGGCUUAAACAAAAGGGGUUAAUCAAAUUCUUUCAGUAACUUGAAACAAUGUUGCAAAUUUGAUGACCAAACUUUCACCCAGAGUGGCGAGAGUCACGAGGUGUGGUCAAAUCAAGAGGAAGGACCAGGACACUGCUUGAUAAGCACAGCUUCUCAGUGUCCUAAAAACUACUUUAAGAUGCUAAGUAGCAGCAAAUACAAUUACAAAUACAAAAUACAAGUAAUCUUCAUCUUUUGCGUUCAAAUAUCUCACAUUAAGUUAUUCAAAUCUUCUAUCAUUUGAAUGUCUUUGUCAAUAUUAUAUUUCUUCAUUAGGUAUGAUAAUCAGAAGGAGAGAACAACAUUUAUUCACAGUUUGAUCCCGCUUUGAUAUUGUAGAUCAGCUCCUUACCAGUAUAUAUUUUUUUGCAAUGUAACAGCAGGGCUGUCACUAGCUACUGUGCCCAAGGAGGGUGCCCCUAUCCGGUUUGCCAACAAAGUGAGGGAGACAUCCUGUUUUUACAAAACAAAUCUGAAAAUUUGCUGACAAACACCUCUUAAUGGGAAAAUACUUCUUGUGUCCACAACCCUUCACACCUCCCCAAAUCCUACUUGAUCCUCAGAGGUUCUCAGCUGCAACAGUUUUUAUUUAACCUUGUUGUUCAGUGUUCAGAAAAGACAGGGUCCUAAUUUUGAAAACAAUUUUAAGGAGGCUAAUUUCUCCAGUAUGGUUGGGUGAAAAAAGCCACUAUAUAAGGCUGAAUUUGGUUUUUCCUGUUAAUUUACAAUGUGACUCGCUUUCUAAAAUAAAUUUAGGUACAAAAUAAUUUUUGUCCUCAAAAUUUUUUGAGAAAAUUUCAAUGCCCUAGCCACCCUGGAGAAUACAGCCCUGAUGGAGAGUCUCUUACCAACAUAUUGCUAGCUAUCCAAGCUGUUUAUCAUCAUUAUUUCAUGAUUAGAGUACAUGGCUAUAAUAGAAUAUUCUAUAGGCCUACGUUAACCAUUUAAAAUCUAUCUAUGGCAAAAUAUUAUAUGCAGAUUUAGAUAGACAAUUUAAAACCAUUUCAGCAUUUAACCAAGUGUCACUGCAUCUUAUCUUGUGGUCUUUUCCCCAUUCAUUAAUGUGAGUCAGUGCCGUAGGAAAGAUAGAAUUAUUGAGCAGGCUCAAUUGUUUGAAAUCAAUAGAAACAUAAGGGAUUUUUCAUUGGAAGCAAAGGAUUUGUUAUAAUUUAAGACCCCUCCCCCCAGAACUACAGACCCCAAGUAAGCUUUACUUUGCAUUUGUGCUUUCCACAAAUCUCAGAAAGUGCCAUUGCCAUUUUGAGCUUUUUUGCUAGAUUUGUACACUCUUUGUUCUCAUUUUCUUGACCAUUUGGGUUUUCAUUUAAGAUUAUAGAUUGCAUAAUCACAGCUUUGUCUAUCUGAAGGUCUCCUCUAUCCAGGGCCGUCGCGAGGCAAGCCUUGUUGGGGGGGGGGGGUGUGGACUACAAAUUUACCUGAUUAAAAAUUAUUGCCUGAAAUGUUUUAGUUGCUGUCACAAACCUCUGCAAUACAUUUUGUCAGUCUAACUCUGUAUAUAAUAUUCAACUUUGAUUUUUAUAUGAUGAUAACGGAAAUUCCUAAUAGUUUUGUCAAAUCUCUAUAUUGGGACCGGCAAAGGAUAUUUUACUACCCGAGGCGGCACCAAGGUUGCCGCCGAAGGAGGAGAUUUUCGAAUUUUGAUGCUUCUAGUUCCCUGGAAAAUGCACUCCACUCUUUUAAGUAAAUUUUACCAAAGCAAUCCUCAUAAACCUAUUGAAAAUUAUUUUUUCUGCAAACAAAUUGAACAGUAGAUAAAAACAAUUGGUACAAUUUCACCGUUUUCUUGAAAAAUACCAUGUUGUCAGUUACUUCUAAAGCUAGGUAACAAGCAACACUGGUUGUUAAUUUAGAUCCCUCUUUCCAUCUUAGCACGCCUUUUGAAUGUUAAAAAAAAUCUAGAGCUCAUAGUAAAUUACAGUUGAUGUUUCUACCGAGAAACUUUUGGGGAAAUGGAUACAAGGAACAAUUUUAUCUAAAGAGGGCCUGGAUUUUUAGAUCUAGUGCCAACAAGAAGCAUUCAAAUCUUCAAAUCAUUUGUUUGUUUACCUACAUUCAUAUCAAGGAAUAUCAUAUUUAACCAACGGAGUAACUUCCUUUGCUUGAUCCUUUAUCGAUUUCAUGGCAUGAAGGUCUCUGAAUUACCUAAAGCGUUUCUUCCACCAAGCGAGUGUGACACCCUUUCGCCCCUGCCUCUAUAUGUUUCCUUUCUUUUAUUUAUCAAUGUUACUUUAUGAUUUGGUUGUGUCAUUAGCUUUUCAAUAUUCUUAGAAAACUUCUUUACUGUAUGGCACCAGUGCGACCUUGUGUUAGUUUGCUUUUGCUUCUCCAUAAUAUUUGAUAUAUAAUGUCUGAAUUCAAUUUCGGGCAGGCAGUUUAUGUUGAUGACUAUUUCCUACUACACUUUUUUUCUUCUUUAAGAAUGUUGUUUAUAAGAAUAUUGAGGCUCAGAGUCAGCCAAUUUUUCGAAUGUUAUAAGAUUUUAUUGCUCAGCCUCAUAUCGUAUGUUUGAGUCUCACUCUCAGCAGUGGCUUGUUUUGCGAUGUUCAUAACAGAGAAUCGCAUGACGUCUGCAUGACGUCUGUGUUGAUUCUUUACAAGGGCGCGCGAUGUUUCCCUGAAACCAUGCCAGAUUUGAAGAAAAUAAGAACAUUUCAAAGACAAAUCAAAGUUCCUUAAGAAUAUCAAAGCUUAUUAGGACAAAAUUUAUAGUUUUUUAUAAAAAAUUGUAUGGUGUAUACAAACGGUGAUGUAUUUUUUUGUCAUUUUUUUCAAGAAAUUUGAAACAUAUUACUCAUAUUCAGCAUAACUUAUAUGACCCCCGCGUCAUUGAGUGAGGUAGACAGAUUACUUUCAAAUUUAUGAGGCACUGCACUGCUAAGUGAUUUCAAAAGGGGGGGUUAAUUGUAUGCUAAGAAUAAAGAACAUAAGUCUCUUGACAACGGUCCUUACUUAUUCCUGUCAACUGGGAGGAUGAAAGUUCGCUUCGCAAGUCUUCAGGGAUGUGAUUUCGAUGCUGAAGGUUCGAAAAUACUGCCAAAAGGGAGUGUUGAUAUCAAUAAGAAUAGAAGUACAAUUAAGAGUGAUUCAAACAACAUGAUUAUAAAACAUUGACUAUUGAUCGCGUCCUAUCACUAUUGGCCUCAACAGUUGACCAUUCUAAGCAAGCAGAAAGUUCCUGUAAUAAACAGGUUUUUAAGCUACUGUUAGACUCUUGUAAUCUUUGAUACCAGGUAACAGAAACCUAGAAGAAACUGAAAGCUGUAUUUGAACUUUUGGCGAACGUUCUGGCUUCCAUCCCGUGAAACACACAACAAGACGUAUGUUAUUCCAAGUCAGAGUCUGCAUUUCAUUGGCAUUGGAAACAUUAUUUCAGAAGCUUUCUGACUAUACAGAUCAGUUUUACUGCAUUCAAAUGGCACGUCAAGAGAGCACUUCAGAAAUCGCUUUGCGAGCGAUGAUACAUAAUCGUUGGCAGAUUCAAGUUGGCAUAAAUGAACAAUUUUGCCUGUUUUUGAAUCCCAUAUGUAGACACUCUGAGAAAGGGCCACAGCCAGCAAGCUACUGUUACCCCAAUCCAAUAGAUUCAAAUCUGAAAGAAAGCAAUGCUUUACCAGAAUUCAAUGAGUUGAGUAUACAUUACUUUGUUCACUAUAGGAGUUUUGAAGAUUUUUGACAUGACGUAUUUUUACCACAUGAGCAUGGCUGGCCUAAAUCAGAAAAAGCAAAGAUCAGGUGUGGUGCCCCAAGGAACUUUCAUUACACCUUUACGGUUUUGAAUGGAAUACUCGAUACAUUUUCCAAUCUGUAUUUCAAAAUUUUAUUUAUCAUUUGGUUUACUGUUAAAAUUUCUAUCAUGAUUGAAUUAUGUUUUUAAGGCUGCCUGUGAUUAGCCUGCGUGCAAAGUCUACUGUGUUCAACUUGGGCGAAGGUAGGAAGACGAAAACAGUGGAGCCAAAUUAUAAACAGUAGAGUCUGCAGGCCGGCGACAUGCAAUGUACUUACACUUCAUAUAAGCAAAAUCAAAUAUCAUAAAAUAGAAUUGUUGAAUAGUUAUGUUGUAAGUAUUUUAGGUGAAAAGAGGAGACUCCUGCUCUAGAAACGCAUCAAAACUAGAAUAUACUCACAAUAGUCGUUUACGUAAUCCGGCGCAUCAAGUAUCCGUUCAGGCGCUUGAGGAAUAUUUCGACUCUUCGGUUUCUUUGGAUUUGGCGUUAAACUUGAAGAAUAUUGCUGUCUUGCGUUCAAACCUGUAGAUUAAGCAUGCAAUGCAAGAAAUUUUUACUCGAUUUAAACAGCUUCAAAAUGUAUGAAGCAACUAUUAGAAUAGAGCUUUAGCUUUGAACAGUAAAGGCAAUGCACAACUUUGAGUGAGCACCACACUUGCUACUGCUGUGCCUCAAACAUUGCCGACUUGUUUGCAAUAACGGAAAUUGUUGCAAGGUUUACUCCAAUUUUGAUUACAUUCAUUUUUUAUAAGAAACAAAGGCUAUAUGCUGAGUACUCCAGUUUCUUAAUUUUCUGGAAAUUACAAUACUCAUUGUUUCUUGAGAGUUUCUUAAUCAUGAUGUCAUGAAUGAUGUUAUGAAAUGUUUGUGACCUUUUUUUUAACACGUCAAGAGAUUCGCUUCCGUUCUGAUUCUGUAUUUAGAUCUGGUAAGUACAUUUUUACCUCUUGUGUCUUAAGUUCUAGGCCAACAGGGCAAUCAUGUUCUUGGAUUUUACAAAAUUUCGUUGUUCUCAGUUUUAUAACGAUUUUAUAGUUUCUUAAUUUUUUUGUUUCAAGUACUGAAGUUUCUUAUUUUUUUCUGAUUCUACAGUACACCUUUUUUUUAUAAGAAACCCUUUCCAGUACACGCUUUUUUAUCAUCAUUUAGUAACCAAA